AUGAAUGAAAUUGUUAGCAGAGAUGUUUCCGUCUCCGACAUGGUAUAUUUUGAUCGACGACUUAACGAAAUUAUAUAUCAUAAGAAAAGGAAAGCUAUAAAAUGGAGGGUUGUAUUGACAGCAUCAACUUUACUGGCCGCAUAUGGAGGUUGGUUUUGGUUAACAGAUCCAACUAUAAGAAAUGUAAGUUUUGGUAAAUUUUCAUUGGUUCCUGUAUUUGAAUCACUCGGAAAUCAUUCAACGUUUUGUUUUGCAUUAUCAUUAUUAUUCUUUUUGUUUGUAUUUUUACGAAUACACCAUAGGAUUGUUGGUUCAUCAAUAGUUGCAUCGAGGUGUCGGAAAAUUUUGACACAAUAUUGUUUGGAUUGCAAUGAUGAAGGGAAAUUAAUAAUACAACCAACGGCAUAA
This is a messenger RNA of Strongyloides ratti, 408 nucleotides long. Its product is annotated as Nuclear envelope phosphatase-regulatory subunit 1. Lineage: Eukaryota; Metazoa; Nematoda; Chromadorea; Rhabditida; Strongyloididae. The transcript is spliced from 6 exons. Gene Ontology annotation, cellular component: Nem1-Spo7 phosphatase complex; cytoplasm. The record is from RefSeq and is a predicted model, not a curated record. The coding region runs from base 1 to 408 and encodes 135 amino acids.